GAAGCAUAGCUGGUGGAGGGUACGAUGAUUGCCGGCGGCGAGUCCGAGUCGGAGUCCGACCGACGACAGGAGAACCGCGCCGAGCUGGAAGUGAGUAUCAAUCGUAACCUCGCCGUGCAGGUGUACAUCAGAAUGGUCUUCACGUUCAUGGCGUACCUUGCGUUCACGUGGUCGACGGUAGUCCUCCUUGGUGGCUACGUCAGCUCGCUGCAAAGAAAGGAUUUCGCGUGCUUGACAGCAAUUACUGUUGUACAGGCAACCAGCAUCUUCAACGAGUUGCAGUCGCAGGACAUCCUGACAGUCAGCGUUUGGAACAUAAGAAAUAUGGUACUCGUUACUGCCUCCGACUUGUUGACGUUGCCAUUGUUGCCCUCAUACAUUCGUGUUGGGGAGGGGGCGAUUGCUCACGCAUUUACUGCAAUACUAGCAAGCCCAGUCCUUCCGAUGUUCAAUAUUCUACUCCUAUUCAACUUUUUUGGUCCUAUCGUGUGCAUCGGCCUCUCGUCAUGGCGCCUGAGGCACCGUGAUUACCAGGGCCAUUGGGACAAAUCCUCAUCCUCCUCCAUUAUUACUGGUGAAGCGAGCAGCUUAGCGAACCUGACGCCAGGACUGGACUUCUUCUACGUCCUGGUUCUGUGCCAGUGUGUGCUCUACUGCUUCUUGAUAUGUCUUCUCAUUUGCGAGAUCAGCCUCGCCGUUAAUUUCUCCAAGCAAUGCAAGUUCCCAGAAGAGUGGCGCAUGAGGUCAGUUAGAAAAUACCUUCAGUACACCCGGAAGAAAUGCGUGCGGGACCCUGCUCCUCUUGCUGAGAAAAGGACCUUUCUCAGCUACGCAGCAGGGCUGCUGGAAUCUGAGUCGCAGGAAGAAUGCCUCUGGGGAGCAAGGAUCCUAGACAGGCUCAUCACGGCCGGGGAAGAUGCGAGUAGCAUUAUUCUUCGCUCCAAGACCAAGAUACAGAUACUCGUAGAUAAGCUGGGGAGCACACAAACAGGAACAGGAUCAUCAGAGUCAGAAUCAGAUGGCAACAACAACAAAGAGAUGAGAGUCCUCGCCGCGAGGAUUGUGGCGCAUCUCGCCGGCGGCAUCCAGCUUGCGCACUUCCCUGGAGCAAUCCGGUCCGUGUCAUCAUUGCUCGAAACAACCGUCCAGCCACUCUGGAACAAUAAUCAGCGCGACGAUGAUCAGCUCUUACCAUCUGAAAGAAGAGAUCGGGAAUGGGCUCGUAGAAAAGCAGAAAUGGAGAAGAAGCGGCGUGAGAGGAAGCAGCGGCGGCGUGAGAGGAAGAAGCCAGGUGUUGGCAUGCGACAAAACGAGAACGAUGGCAGGGAAGAAGAAGAAGAACAAGUAGGCUGCAACGAGCUGAUCCUGCAGGGACUCAGGAUUCUCGAGGGGCUCACCUGCGACCCACACAAUUGCACGGACAUCCGCGCCGCUCCGGGCCUCCUCGACAAGAUCACCGUGCCGCUCUACUCUGCCACGCUCAUCCAAGACAUCGGCAGGAGCGAGCCGUGGGCCAACAUAGCAAACAGCUCGCUCAAGGUGGUGCACCACCUCAUAACCCAUGCCGCUCCUGGAACAAGGCUGCGCCACGAGAUCUCCUCAAAUAAACAGGCGGUCACCAACCUGCAAAGUAUUCUUGAUCUGGGAACAGAGGAGCAGCAGGUGCGAACCAUGGAGAUCUUCACUGAACUUGUUUUGGAUUCUUCUCUCGACAUCACCUUGGAAACCAGAGAAAACCUCGUCAGGAAGCAAUUGCAGACCUUCCUCCUCGCUAAUGGAGGGGAAGAUGAAAUACAACUACCACCAGUUCCUCCUGCUGCAACCAAUCCCAUCAAGAAGAGGAAGAAGAAGAAGCUGAGAGCCCCUAUACCUAUCAAGAAGAAGAAGAAGAUGAACAAGACCAUCAAAGCUACAGCUGGGGAAACACUGUCAAUCUUAUCAUCAAAGAGUGAAGCUAUCUCUAAGUUCAUCGUGAGGGAGCAUAAUGACAUCGUUGAUCGUCUCAUUGGAAUGCUUGAUGCCAAGUACAACACCAGACACAGGACAAUAUCAGCCGAGAUCUUGGAGAAUCUUUGCACCCACUGUAAGGAACACGUCGAUCAAACUUUCCUCCAAAAGGUCCUCGAUGAAAUACAGAAAACACAUGAAACAAAAGCAUCUGCAAGAACAACUUCUGCACGGGGAGCCAAUGAAGAGAACUGGGGAAUUUUUUCACAGGUAGAUGAUGAAGAGAUGCAACGUCCAAAGCAGAAUUGCUGGAAGGCGCAUGGAAAGGCAUCAAAGCAGAAAGGCCGGAGGGCCCAUGACAAGGCAUCCGAUCAAGAAAACGAUCACGAAGAAGCUGACAUGAAGGAACUGCAAGAAGCGUUGCUAUCCCUGACCUUGGUGAUGCGUGACAAACUGAUCGAACCAGAGAACUUUGCUCUUAUCAUCGAAGAGAAAAUCUCAGGUGGUGGAGGCGCUUUUCUGAAUAUGCUCAAGGCUAUCGUAGACGACAACUGCCAACGUCAGGCGACGCCUGUCUCUCUGAGGAUCAUCAAGCUCUGCGGCCAGAUUGCUGAACCAAUUAUGCGCCGCAACCGCUGCAGUGAUCAGAAGAAGGAAUUCGUGAAGUUACUAACCAAGGCCACGAAUACCAUGGCUAACCUUGAAAGCUGCAUGCUUUUCACUGGAACCGACUGUGGAAUGGAGAAGACCGCCAGGCCUCUCCUCUCUGAUAUUGAGAAACAACUGAAAGAGUUGGUUACCUAGAACUUCGAUGUUGUCCUUCGGUUUAACUUAUCACUUUUGUUGUUCUAAACCAAGACGGCUAAAUAAAACCAAAAUGUACAUUAUUUAUGGAACAAAUUGUACGCCUGUGAAAUUUCAAUUGU
Molecule: messenger RNA, 2873 nt
Organism: Oryza sativa Japonica Group (Japanese rice)
Lineage: Eukaryota; Viridiplantae; Streptophyta; Magnoliopsida; Poales; Poaceae
Source: RefSeq, a predicted model, not a curated record